Cladophialophora yegresii CBS 114405 is the source of this 1416-nucleotide messenger RNA. Its product is annotated as guanine deaminase. Gene Ontology annotation, biological process: guanine metabolic process. Lineage: Eukaryota; Fungi; Ascomycota; Eurotiomycetes; Chaetothyriales; Herpotrichiellaceae. Gene Ontology annotation, molecular function: guanine deaminase activity; zinc ion binding. The transcript has 2 exons. Gene Ontology annotation, cellular component: cytosol. Bases 1 to 1416 code for a protein of 471 amino acids. The record is from RefSeq and is a predicted model, not a curated record.
AUGACGCAGAAACGAAUUUACUUCGGGCGGUUCAUUUCCACGCCGAGGCCCGAUGAGCUUCUAAUCAGGACAGGCGCCGUGCUCGUGGACAGGAGAGACGGUCGCGGUGUUAUUGAGAAGGUCAAUUGGAGUGUCAAUGGCCCCAACGAUGCGGUUAGCAAGCUUGGUGUCGAGGCGCCGGUGAUUACGACCAAGGAGACGGGCUUCUUCUUCCCCGGGUUUAUAGAUACUCACAUUCACGCACCACAAUAUCCUAACGUUGGCAUAUUCGGCAAGUCGACGCUCCUGGACUGGCUAACAACAUAUACCUUUCCACUGGAAUCGUCGCUGGGCAACCCCAAGUCGCCUAUGUACCACGACUCAAGCUCACCUCCAGACCCGCUGGCACGGGCCAAGGCGGUCUACAAUCGGGUCAUCUCAAAGACGCUCUCCCACGGCACCACAACCGCAUCAUACUACGCCACCAUCCACGUCGAGACGACUAAUCUGCUUGCCGAACUCGCGUUCAAGAUAGGCCAGCGAGCAUAUAUAGGACGGGUAUGCAUGGACCGCCCCGAGACUUGUCCCGACUAUUACCGAGAUGAAAGCACCGAGCAGACGAUUGCAAACACGAAAGCGAGCAUUGAAUUCUGCAAGGACCUCGACCCCACGGGUGAGAGGUUGGCGCAUAUCAUCACACCGAGGUUCGCGCCCAGCUGCCUACCGGAGACGUUAUCGCAACUUGGCACAUUGGCCAAGAAAGACGAUUUGCGGAUCCAGACGCACAUAUCCGAGAACUUGAACGAAAUCAAGUUGGUGAAGGAGAUGUAUCCAGAGCAUGAGAGUUAUGCUGGAGUCUACGAUCAUCAUGGCUUGUUAACCCCGCGGACGAUAUUGGCGCACGCAGUUCACUUGAGUAAAGAGGAGAUGGCGCUGGUCAAGGCGAGGAAUGCGAAGAUUAGCCAUUGUCCGGCGAGCAAUAGUGCACUGGGUAGUGGAUUUUGUCCUGUCAGGGAAUUGUUAGACGUGGGCAUUGAUGUUGGUUUGGGCACGGACGUUAGUGGCGGGUACAGCCCUAGUAUCCUCGAUGCGGUGCGGAACGCGUGUAUUGUGAGUCGACAUGUUGGGUAUCUCGCGGGAGGGAACAGUCGAUGUAAUUUGAGUGUCGCGGACGGACUGUGGCUUGCUACAAUGGGAGGUGCAAAGGUGGUGGGUAUGGAAGGUCGGUUAGGCGGGUUUGAGGAGGGCAUGCUCUGGGAUGUGCAAGAGAUUGUCCUGGGGGAUGUUGACGAGUUUGGCGACGUGAAUGAGACCGGAGUGGAUAUCUUCGGCUGGGAGGAUUGGGAGAACCGAGUUGCAAAAUGGGUAUGGAAUGGCGACGACAGGAAUGUCAGGCGGGUGUGGGUGGGAGGGAGGCUGGUGCAUGAGCGGAAGUGA